CAGAUGCGGGGGAUCGCAGCACUCAAAGCGGGCGUGAGAUCUGCCGACGGCCGGCGGCUGGAUUCUGCUUCGGAAACUCCCACAGCCUGAAGGACACUUUUGCAUGGGAAACAUUCGCAUAACUUUUGAAACCUGCAGUUCUUGUUCCCUUGGAUGAGUUGUCAAGUUGUGGGCACUAAACUUUGUCGUGCACUGUUGUACUUUGUAUGUCUGUUGUUGUUUGGCGGUUCAUCCUGUGGUUCACGCGCACCAAUGUUAGCUGUCGGGCAGAUGGAUACUAACCGGCAGAGUGCGUUCGUUCUGGGCAGCACUCCACUGGCUGCGCUGCACAACAUGACCGAGAUGAAGACCUCUUUAUUCCCGUACACCCUGCAGAACCCCGCGGGCUUCAAGGCUCAUUCCCUCGGCAACCUGAACUCUCAGAUUCCCCUCGGAACGCCGCAUGGAAUAAGCGAUAUCUUGGGGAGACCCAUCACCACCGCCGGACAGCUGCUCUCGGGCUUUCCCAGGAUCAACGGGUUGGCCACAUCAGCUGGGAUGUACUUCAACCCGGCGGCUGUGUCUCGGUAUCCCAAACCCCUGACGGAGUUGCCCGGUAGGGCGCCCAUAUUCUGGCCGGGAAUGAUGCAAGGUUCGCCCUGGCGAGACCCGCGGGUUCCCUGUCCGGCCCAGGCGAAUAUGAUGCUGGACAAGGAUGGCAAGAAGAAACAUUCCAGACCAACUUUUUCAGGACAGCAGAUUUUCGCGCUGGAGAAAACCUUCGAACAGACCAAAUAUCUGGCCGGUCCAGAGAGAGCAAGACUCGCGUAUUCUCUGGGAAUGACCGAAAGUCAAGUCAAGGUUUGGUUUCAGAACAGAAGAACCAAAUGGCGGAAGAGACACGCGGCUGAAAUGGCCACGGCUAAAAAGAAACACGAUUCAGAGACGGAGAAAAUGAAGGAAAGCUCGGAAAACGAGGAGGAUGAUGAAUAUAACAAACCUCUGGACCCGAACUCCGACGACGAGAAAAUCACAAGACUGUUGAAAAAGCACAAGACGAGUAACCUGUCCCUCAUCAGCCCGUGCAGUAACAGCUCGGACACUUUGUGAUGAUACUGAGCAAAAGACUCUUCAUUUUCAUCAUAAUCAUCAUCAUCUGCCUCAGAUUCUUCUGGGAAAACGAGGCAGAGUUAAGCAGGGUAUAAACACACUGUUCACGCUGCUUUUGCUUUGCUUUGAAUGCGGUUGUACAGUUAGAAGUGGACGUGAGAUGUAUAUAUAUUUUUUACUGAGUAAAUUAUGUUAUGAAAGCAUCACGAAGACGUGCCAACUUUCCCUCAUCAUCAUCAUCAUCACCACCAUUUAAGAUCAUCUUUGUCUUCGAUCGCAGAAGAAUAACGACGCCUAUUUCGCCUAAAAGUUUCACUUUUUUAAUUUUGAAAACAGGUACACAAAGUGUAUAAAAGUGCCAGUGCUGUAAAUGAUGUGAAUAGAAUUUGUUUUAACAAUGUCCUUUUGGCCGCUUAUACUUUCAAUGGAAGGAGUUUAUGUUUUACCUCACAACACGAAAAAUACACAAAGAUGGACAUAAAUAUCGAUGAAGAGAAUAUUAUUGCUUCCGUGAUGAAGGAAGAAAAAACUUUGUAUUAUCAAUAAAUUAUUUAACAAGCCAAUA
Megalobrama amblycephala (Wuchang bream) is the source of this 1654-nucleotide messenger RNA. It is a transcript of the gene nkx6-2, whose product is annotated as NK6 homeobox 2. NCBI's taxonomy places the organism in Eukaryota, Metazoa, Chordata, Actinopteri, Cypriniformes, Xenocyprididae. The transcript is spliced from 3 exons. Gene Ontology annotation, cellular component: nucleus. Gene Ontology annotation, molecular function: DNA-binding transcription factor activity, RNA polymerase II-specific; RNA polymerase II cis-regulatory region sequence-specific DNA binding. Bases 154 to 1089 code for a protein of 311 amino acids. Gene Ontology annotation, biological process: cell differentiation; regulation of transcription by RNA polymerase II. The record is from RefSeq and is a predicted model, not a curated record.